Molecule: messenger RNA, 1284 nt
Organism: Penicillium angulare
Lineage: Eukaryota; Fungi; Ascomycota; Eurotiomycetes; Eurotiales; Aspergillaceae
Exons: 3
Coding region: 1-1284 (427 amino acids)
Molecular function (GO): heme binding; oxidoreductase activity, acting on paired donors, with incorporation or reduction of molecular oxygen; monooxygenase activity
Source: RefSeq, a predicted model, not a curated record
AUGACCACCGUCCACCUCGGAUCUAAGACCUGGAUUUUUCUCAACAACAAGCGGGUUGUGGCGGAAAUUAUCGCAAAAAGAGGUUCAUUUACAAACGGUCGGUCGCCUAUGCCUGUUGCCAGCGGCAUUGUCAGCCGCCGCGGCCGUUCAUUGCUUCUUCCGCCUUCCGGGUGGACCGAAAAGCGCCGUGUCAUGCAUUCUCUGCUUAGUGAUACGGCACUCAAGCAAUACGCUGGCUGGCAGGAGCUUGAGAGCACCCAGCUUCUUGCCGAGUACCUACAUAACCCAAAAUUAUGGUAUAGAAACCACUAUCGGUACGCAAAUUCGGUGGUACAUCGGAUUGCACUUGGUGAACGGCUGGCCAAGACAGGCAAGGAGUUAGCCGAGUUGCAAGAUGUGGUGACGUGCUUUGUUGGGAGUAUCGGGUCAAGCCUUGUGGACUGGUUUCCAGAGCUGGAUUCGCUGCCAAAGUUCCUACAUGUAUGGCGCAAGCACUGGGAGAAAGUUGGCAAUUGGAACUACGAGGUAUAUCGGUCAUGGUGGGAUCCAGUACGCAGGCAGAUCGACGCAGGAAUCGCACCACCAUCAUUUGUUCGUGACGUUCUCCUAGAAAAGAACACCAAGUUCACUGGUGACGACCAAGAAACCAUGUAUGUCGCAAUGCAGUUGAUCGAGGCCGGCAGUGAUACUACCCACGAGGCCUUGAAUAUCUUCGUUAUGUCAGCUCUAUGCCGUCCAGAUGUUUAUCAGAAGGCGCGCGAGGAAGUCGACAAGAUAUGCGCACCUGUUAGCGAUACCCUUCGGCUACCAGGUAUCAUGGAUCUAGAACAGAUGCCGUACAUCUGUGCCCUUAUCAAGGAGGUUCUCCGAUGGAGGCCAAUUUUCCCCUUCACGCCGGACCAUCCUGGUGUGGGCUUCGUCAUAAACGGCAUUCUGGUAUGUAAUGACUGCGAGGACCCGGAUACCUUCAAACCAGAGAGGUGGCUCAAUGGUAAUGAGACGGACGUAGCGCAUGAUCUCUGGCAGUUUGGAGGUGGACGCCGCAUUUGUUAUGGAUACCGGCUAGCCCAGAGAGGGCUUUCCAUCAACAUUGCCCGACUGGUGAUGUGCUAUGCUUAUUCGACGACUGGUCCUUACAAUUCCCGCCACCUCAAUCACCAUAGCACUGACGAGCCCUUCCCGGUCAAAGUGACAAUUAGGAGCGAAGAACAUGAAAAGCUAAUUACCGAGGAGGCAACACGCGCGGGUGUUCUAGAGGCGGCAGUCGGAUCGAACGAAGUAUGA